AUGACUGGCCCGGUAUUGCGAACUUUGCCGACUUCCAGUCGAGCACAACCUUCCGACCUGUUCGCAGGGGUGCAUUACUUCCUCAACAAUGAUCUUGACGAAUCUACACAGCAAGAGAUCCGUUCAUUGCUCUCCUCGGGGGGUGCUCAGGAACACAAUCAGCAGUCUGUGCCAAGCAGCAGCCGGUCAGAGAUGGGCCGCACGCGCUUCCGGCUCGACAGGACCACACACGUCAUUGCUCUCAGCGUCGACUUUCCCGAAUAUCAGCACUGCCUAGAGCCUACGCUGCUGGAGCAAAGUUCGGCGUCAAAAGGACCUCUUGUCGUCACGCCACAAUGGGUACGUCGAAGUGCUCAGCUUGGCAUCCGACUCAAGGAAGAUCGGUUCUCCUGCCGAAGCGACAUGAUCUUCUCCGGCCUUUGCGUCACAGCCUCCAAGUCGGAACUCUCGAAAGCGGAUCGAGAGCUGAUUAGCAGCAUCGUCGCCGCCUACGGUGGGCUGUGGCGAGAAGAUCACUUUUCCGACGUCAACGUUUUUCUUACCACCUCUAUCUCGAGCAAUAAGCUCAACAAGAUUGUCAACGCCCCAGGCAAACAGACCAUCUGCGCGGCACCGCAGUGGAUCAGCGAUUCAUGGCGUUUGCAAAAGCUGCUGCCACUCGACUCGUAUCAGUUCCUUCCCGGACAGGCCACGCUGCCACCUUGCUUUGCCGGCCGCACCGCUAGUGGAUCGCCUCUCAGCUCGCCGAGGAAGGACCGCGUAGCCAUCAGUUUGGUCGGCGACACGCAUCGCUCCAUCUUUGACGUCACCGACAAGUCGGAGAACAGUGCAGGCCGAGAAAAAAGCGUCUUCCGCGGCAGGAGUGUGCUGUUGGCUCGAGAUGUCUGCCGAGCUAGCGAGCAGCAGCUGCGAUCGUUGGAGCACUUUAUCCGACUCUCGGGAGGCACGUUGCGUCGCGCGCCCAAGGACUUGAACGGCAUCGCGCAGGCAGUGCGCAACUCGGACUUUGUCGUGUGCCGAUACAGAGAGGUGCAGGAGUUCCGCGAAGCCAUCCGGCAGUCGAAGCAGGUCGGCAACCUCACCUGGCUCAUCUGGGUUGUCUCCAACGACGUCCUGAGCGACCCGAGAGAAGAGCCUCUGCACUUCCCCGUGCCUCGACAAGGCAUUGACGAGUUCAAGAAUGCCUCGAUCACCAUCUCGGGCUACCGCGGCACCACGCGUCAGUACCUCACCAAGAUGAUCAAGCUCAUGGGCGCCUCGUUUUCGGGCGCGCUCAGUGCCAGGACCAGCAUCUGCGUGGCAGCCAACCUGGACAGCGAAAAGACGCAAAAGGCCAAAGAGUGGAGAGUGCCCAUUGUCAACCACAAGUACAUCGUCGACUCGUUCCUCGCCUGGGCACCUGUGGAGCGGGCCAAGCUGAAGUACAUUGAUUUCCCCGAAGGCAUCGACUACAAUGUUGAUGUAGGCGACACCAGGGUCACAGACGAGAGCCUCGGUCCCUGGAUCGACGGUGCGAUCAACCACGAUGAACCGGAGGAUAUGCCGACCAGCGACCCUGCUAUGCCCAUUGCGCCCUAUGCGGCCGUCGAAACAUCUGCUUCCGUGCCUGCUCACCGUGCGACGCCUGCAACGCCACCGGCCGAGGUCACAAGGCAGCCUCAAGCCUCGAGUGACGUCAACGAGCCUGCAGCAGCCCACGAAGACUCGACAGAUUUUCCGACCUCGCCGCCACCAGCUACACCAUCGCUGCAGCGCGACGGAGAACCAACGCACGAUGACGCGUUCACGACCAUGGAUACUUCCUCCGAAAUGCCCAGCUCGCCCGGCCGCUCCGAGCUCGCCAUCGAAAACAUGGCACCGAGCCCGACCAAGAGCCUCCUGUCGCAAAGAGGUACCAAACGCAACCGAAUGUCGAUCCUGCAGGAUAGUGUGGUGCAACCUACGGUGGAUCACCUGGAGGCCAGAGCGGUCGAGGACGAACUCGCAGAGCACAAGAGUGCCGUCGCGGCCAAGAAGCCGAGGAGGUCAACAUCGCCGCGCACAGAUAAGCGGCAAUCCUCUGCUGCAUUCGAUGACGACGACGAGGAUGCAAUGGACGCGCGCAGUGACGCCCCUCUGCGUGUCGCCACGAGCAACUACAAGCUGAAGAAGAACGACGAGGCCAAGCUGAAAGCGGUUGGCAUCGAGAUUGUCGACGAUAUCGAGAUUGCCGACGUGUUGGUCACGCCCAAGGUCUCGCGCUCGCCCAAGAUGCUCUACGCCAUCGCAUCGGGCAGCGUUGUCAUUGUCUCGCCAGAAUGGCUGCAGGCCUGUCUCAAGAGACGCGAGUGUCUCGCUUUGGAGACAGAGGCAGACGCGUCGCCGUACAGUCUGAUCGACCGUGAGGGUGAAAAGACGUACGGCAUCGUGCUCGCCGACGUGAUGCAGCGUCGCAAGGCUCAGUUCACGCAAGGCAUCUACCACGGACACAAGUUCUGGCUGGGCCGAGGUGUGGACGAGAACGGAUCGUUUUCGACGCUCAUCCAAGCAGCGGGGGGCCAAGUACUUGCGGUGCCGUUCGACGAGGACAAGCUGCUCACGGAGCCGGGCCAGCACCAUCUCAUCGUCGACGAGGAGCACACGAUCGAAUGGCGGCAUCUUAUCGGUGCGACCACUACAGUCGACAGCGAGCCGCUCAAGUUUUUCAAGAAGCAGCUGGUUACCGACUGCAUCUUUGAGCAGCAGCCGAGGUGGGAUCGCCAUCUGGUGGAUACGAGUCGGCUGCUGGCCGGCAGUUCGGGUACGACGCCGGUGAAGCGCGGUCGCGGCGGUGGAGCGAAGCGUCGAUGA
Messenger RNA from Sporisorium graminicola, 2829 nucleotides. RefSeq lists its product as uncharacterized. Gene Ontology annotation, cellular component: Cul8-RING ubiquitin ligase complex; nucleus. Bases 1 to 2829 code for a protein of 942 amino acids. NCBI's taxonomy places the organism in Eukaryota, Fungi, Basidiomycota, Ustilaginomycetes, Ustilaginales, Ustilaginaceae. The transcript is spliced from 3 exons. The record is from RefSeq and is a predicted model, not a curated record. Gene Ontology annotation, biological process: DNA double-strand break attachment to nuclear envelope; double-strand break repair.